AUGACCGUGGGACGCCCCACCACACGCGCCGGAAGAGGCGGGGCUAAAACUCGGCCUCCUCCGGCGCGACGCCGAGAAGGGUGGCUUCCGCCCUCUCUCCCCUACGCCUGCGCCCACGCCUUUGACCACGCCCGGGAGGGCCCGAGGGGCGUCUGCUCCCCGCCCCUGCUGAAGCUGCUAGGGGCCGCAGGUCCUGCUCUGACUCCUCCGGGAGGCAGAGAAUGGAUGCGGAUUUAUCGGCAAUUACGGUCCAUUUCACCUGCGCCAGCAGUGCCAGUGCCGCCGGCCGCGUGUCAAGCCAUGAACAAGGAUCUUUCGAGGGAAGAUGCAGCCCUGGGAGCGGCGGCCGCCGCGGCACGACUCGGGGAGCCGGCGGGACAGGUACAAAUGAGUUGUGAUGGAAACUUUGAAAAUGUAGAGCUGGGUGUCAUAGGGAAAAAAAAGAAAAUUCCAAGACGAGUCAUUCACUUUGUCAGUGGUGAAACCAUGGAAGAAUAUAGCACUGAUGAAGAUGAAAACAAUGGUCAAGAGAAAAGAGACCUUUUACCUACCAUUGAUCCGACAACACUUACCUGGGGCCCUUACUUAUGGUUUUACAUGCUUCGUGCUGCCACCUCAACACUUUCAGUGUGUGACUUUCUUGGAGAGAAGAUUGCAUCACUUCUGGGUAUCAGCACCCCAAAGUACCAAUAUGCCAUUGAUGAAUAUUACCGGAUGAAGAAAGAGGAGGAAGAGGAAGAAGAAGAAAAUCGAAUGUCUGAAGAGGCAGAAAGACAGUAUCAGGAGCAGCAGAAGAAACUCCAGGCUGACUCCACUGUUCAGACAGACCAGCCAGAAGCAGUGGCAUCAAGCUCUUUUGUUAACCUCAAUUUUGAAAUGGAUGGAGACUGUGAAAUAACUGUGGAAAAUAAACAAAGCUUAACUGCUGUUAGCCACAACUUAGAAUAAAAAGACUUAGCAAAUUUCAAACUCCAAGGUAUUUUUUUUAACUUAAGGAAAUUUACAGUGAAACUUAUUUAUAUUUAAAAUUUUGUUGAAAAGGGGUAAUUACCCUUCAGUAGCUCUAAGGCGUCUCUUAAAGAAUCCAAAGUCUAUCUAGUGAACAGUAGUUUUCGUUCGAACAGGUGACUGACUACAGGCAUGAGAAAACUGGGCUAAAGCUUAAAUCUCAUGUAAAAGCAGUCAAAGAUCUUUUGUCCAAUUGUCAAAAUGAAAACAUCAUUUUAUGUUUAUGACACUGGGCAAGGUAUAUGGUGAAUUGAAAUAUUUCUAAAUUUUUUAAACAAAACAGGAUUUUAAAAAAAUAUUAUUUUCUAAUUUGCUGCCAUAUUUACAUUGACUCUUGGCUACAUACUAUGAAUGAAUUUCCUCACACCUAAAAUUUGAUCUUAGAACAAGAUAGAAACCAUUUUUUUCCCUGUUAGUUUAGAAAAAUUCAUAUUCAUUAGUCAUGGAAAAUAAUGUUUUGGUUUGAGUGGAGCUGUUCAAUUCCAUUUUUCCCAAAUUAGCUUUUAAGAUAGAGUGACUUCAGCUUGUUUAAACCUCUUUAAUCAUGACUUUCUCUUAGUAGUGGAAUUAGGGACCAAACCAAAUUUUGACUCAUUUUCAGUUUUAAAAAUACUUCUUGUACAAGCUGUAAAGAUCCAUUUAGCGACUGAAUUUACGGGCAUUUGAUCAAAUUAAAAGCAUAUAAAAUUCCUCAGAAAGAUUCCUAUUUUUGGCAGUGAAGUUUUUGCCUUUAUCGUUCUUGGUUUUCCAGCUGAUAAAAUUAAGGGAUCCAUAACUAGCAAGCUGGUUCCAUCACCCUCCAUGUUAUUUGCAAACCCUACAGAUAUAAGAAGUCACUUUUUAAGAUGUGCUCCAAUGUACAUAAUCAGUAUGGCUAUGAGAUUUGCUGGUCAUUUGUAACUUUAGGUAUUGCAGGGGCAGGAAAGAAUGAGUGGUAUGUUUUAGAAAUGCUGCUUUUGAAACCCAGUAAAACUGACCAAAGCUUUCAGAAUUGUGGGAUAGUUAUUAAAAAGAUGUCUAAACAAAAUUAAACCAAACAUUCAGUCUUCCAUUUAAAUAAGUGUAUACACUUGAAAACAGCUUUAAUAUAGAUCUCUUAAAUCUGCUGUGAAAACCUGAUCUUCCUUAUCUUUGUUGUUCAGUUUUUCAGUUGUGUCUGACACUUUGUGACCCCACUUAGGGUUUUCUUGGCAAAGAUACUGGAGUGGUUUACCAUUUCCUUCUCCAGCUCAUUUUACAGUUGAGGAAACUCAGGCAAACAGGAUCAAGUGACUUGCCCAGGGUCACACAGGUUAAGUGUCUGAGGCCACAUUUGAAUUCAGGAAUUCAGUCUGACUCCAGGCCUGGCACCUUCUCCAUUCCAACCAACCUAGCUGCCCCUUUCCUGAUCAGUUGGCACAAAGUAUAUACUUGAGUUAAGAUUUGAAAAAGAAAUCUGAAAAAGGAAUCAAAUUUUUAUCCCUAUUUUCAAAUUAUCCUCAUCUUUUUAAAGCAGAUUUUAAUAAAGGAGAAAAUCAAGAUUUGAUAUCUAACCCUGUCUCCCAUAUCCUUUUACCAUUUUAUAAUUUAUAAACCUCUAAAAAGCUUCUUUUAUAAGCAAAAUAAUUUUCAAAAAGCAUGCUGACAGCAGAUAAGUGGUACUUUUCCAGUCGAUAGUUCAUUACUUAAAAGCAUUAACUUUGUAUUUAACAAUUGCUUUCUUUCAAAAAUAAAUUUUCCAAUGAAGUCCUGGUUGUAGUGUAGUGAUUUCUUCUAAAGUACCACCUGACCUACCUAAAUAAUUCCUUCUAGUCAUUUCUGCAUUUCAUCUACCCCACCCACUUUCCCUACCCCUUAAACUUAAGACUUUAUACUAGAACUCUUCAAGUGUUUACCCCAUUGGCUAAAGCCAGCAACUGAACUGUUGACUUUAAAAUUAUGUAUCUGUUAGCUUUUAAUGUUAAGAUUUGGAAUGUCCAGAACUGUCUUUUUGUACUACCUUCACCAUGAUCAGGCAGGCCCUUUUCUAACUGUAUACAAUAUGUUUACUGUGCCUUAAUAUGUAAUAAUAGUUUAUGCAAAUUGUAUAAAAUGGUUAAAAUGAUUAUCUGUUAAUUCAUUAAAUUACUUGCUUUACAUGA
This is a messenger RNA of Trichosurus vulpecula (common brushtail), 3128 nucleotides long. RefSeq names its product family with sequence similarity 177 member A1 (gene FAM177A1). The record is from RefSeq and is a predicted model, not a curated record. Lineage: Eukaryota; Metazoa; Chordata; Mammalia; Diprotodontia; Phalangeridae.